AAUGUUCCUAAGGAAAACGAAGAAAUGGAGCAACCCGUGCAGAACGGAGAGGAAGACCGCCCUUUGGGAGGGGGCAAAGGCCACCAGCCAGAAAGAAAUCAUAGACAGGGACAGGCUCGCCGACUUGCCCCUAAUUUCCAAUGGGUCAUACCCAAUAGGCAGGUCAAUGAUGGGAUGGGUGGAGAGGGAGAUGAUAUGGAAAUAUUCAUGGAGGAGAUGAGAGAAAUCAGGAGAAAACUUAGGAAGCUGCAGUUGAGGAAUUGUCUGCACAUCCUUAUGGGGGAGCUCUCUAAUCACCAUGACCAUCAUGACGAAUUUUGCCUUAUGCCUUGACUCCUGCCAUCUCCAAGAGAUUAAUACUGUAAUUUCCACUGUGGUUCUGUUUUUCCCUGCAUUUUCCUGAUAAUGCCUUUACUGAUCUGUUUGCUGUGAACCUUAUGUAAUUUCAACGGGUGGGUUCUGUGUUACCAGCUUCUAAUUGCAGAUUGCCUUGGCACCCAGUCUAAGUUUCUGUCAACAGUGAAGUUUCACCCAUUUGCAUGGAAAAAUGUAGAGUUAAUAAAGUAAUUAAA
Molecule: messenger RNA, 572 nt
Organism: Odocoileus virginianus texanus
Lineage: Eukaryota; Metazoa; Chordata; Mammalia; Artiodactyla; Cervidae
Product: protein BEX3-like
Biological process (GO): signal transduction
Cellular component (GO): cytoplasm; cytosol
Molecular function (GO): signaling receptor binding
Source: RefSeq, a predicted model, not a curated record